UAACAUACGUUUUAUUUUACCCACUCACUCCCACUAUCCUUAUUUAAUAAGGUGACCUAUCCAUCAGAGAGUUCGUCAUAAUAGUGCUUACAAAGUAAAAGCUUUAAGUAGGAUUAAAGAGUCCUCACGAGAUGAAUGAUUUUCUUGUGAAACGCGUUAUAUACGUGAUAUUCUAGUAUCUCCCUUUAUUACAGAUCGUCUGCCUGAUUGCGAGGAGCAAAAGAAGACAUGAAAGUCUUGCGAGAUUGUCUGCUGAUCCUGAUCCACGUAAAAGCUAUUGCCGUGUACACGAAAGGAACCACAGUUCCGGGUCAUGAAGGAACGUCCUUCUUAAUGGGGUUUCUCGAAAUGGACAACGACAAGGGGAUAUCGAGGAUCUGCGUGACCUCGGGUGAACCAUCGCUAAUAACCAUAAAAAUCCCGUACCUAAGCAGAAAUAUCACAACGCGCGUCACUCCCGGAGUUACGACAAAAAUCGACUUGCCCACGACAAUACGCAUGCGUGGACUAUCUCGCGAGGACAAAGGCAUCUUGAUUGCUAGCGACAACACGAUAUCCGUAUACGCGACAAACGCGCGGGCCAAAUCGCGAGAUGCUUACGUCAUUUUCCCGACCUCCGCGCUAGGCACCGAAUACGUGGUGACAACAUAUGAACCGAUAAACAAAGCCCUUGUCGGCAUUAUAGCCCUACGAGAUAAUACCCUGAUUCAAAUUAAGCUACGUCUAGAGGGAAGUAUCACGUACAAGGGUAAAGUGUUUACAAAUGGGGAUAUACUGAGGAUAUUUUUGAAUAAACAACAAACAUUCCAGCUUCAACAUAAACGAGAUCUUACAGGUACGUUUGUGGUCUCCUCAGGACCUGUAGUGGUAAUAGGGGGUAAUAUACGCACCAAGGUCCCAACGACUGUAAGCGGUCUCUCGCACCUCGCUACCCAGCUGGUACCAGUCUCCAAAUGGGGCACGCGGUUCAUGACGUCACCAAUAGCAGGGCGAAAACGAGACGGGGACCUCCUCAAGAUCGUUGCGGCCUUUGAUAAUACAACCGUGUCGGUACACGGUGAACAGAACUUCACCCUGAACGCAGGGGGGUGGCGUUUGCUCAACGUUGGUCAUAGUGAGACCAGGUACAUUGUUUUCACCGAGCCCGCGAUGCUCCUGCAGUACAAUAGGGGAUCUUCAGGGAGAAUCCACUCAGAGCCAUUCUCCCUGAUGGUCCCCCCUAUUGCGCAAUAUGCAAAGGACUUCAACUUGCCGAUUCCAGUGGAUCUUAAGAGACCACCGUUUGUCAACUAUCUAAGCUUCAUAGUGAAGACCUCGGAAGUAAGGUAUGUUGUUUUUGACAGGGGAUAUUGCAAUGGAAACCUGACACAGGUUCCAAUACCAAGCACCAACUACAGCGUAUACUGGUGCCCGCUUCGUACAAUAAACGUGUCGAAGACGAUCUCAAUAAGCAAUGCUUCGAAAGGAGGAGGGAUUGCUCCGUACAUCGUCGGCCACACAGACAAAGACGGUUAUGGCUACUUGGGAGGAAUGGAAAUGAGGGAUGUGAAUUGUCGUCGUCUCUUCCCGGAGGGGAUAACGACGGAUAACAGUUGUGAUUGGGGGAUGUAUAGGAACACUGUUAAUAUCACUAGCUGUGAUCCCAAUUUAUCCAUAGCUCAAAUUCCUAUACCCAAAAGUGAAUACUUGAAAGAUUGCGAGAUUAAAACCAGCACUCUUAAGGAAAACUGCGAGAGAAAGGUUAUUAGAACUUGGAGAUUGAACUCAUCUAUAGUAGCAAAACAAGAAAUAAGAUGGAAGAAACUAAAACCUAUGCUCGUAUUUUCAACAUUCAUUCGUAUCAAUACAUCUGAUCUGUCUGCGUUGGAGGGCGAUGUGCGCAACAUGUCACGACUGUGUCCUGGGGAUAGAUUGGAUUUCAAUGACACCACGCGUGUCCGGGGGAAUGGGACGAAGUUGGUAAAAAGACUGUGGAUAAUACGAGAGGAAUGUGGACGAAUUACAACAGCCAGACAAAGUAUCAUAGUACCUGCCACUGACGAUGUUCAAUGCGAAGAACAUAAAUCAAGCGUGUCGCUGGCCCUGAUUCUAAGUCUAUCACUGGGAAUCUUUUUACUCGUGUUGGUAAUAGUAUGCAUCUUUAUAGCGUGGAAGAAACAUGUGUCGAGAACGCUAACAAUAUCCACGCAACCAGCUCGUCAGACCGUUGUCAAGGAGACCGCGGCAAGUGACGAAGACUUUUACAUAAGGAAUAAUGCAAACAGCAUUGAGAACGGCGCUUAUACGGAGAUAAACGGCAACGCAAACCACAUUACAUACAAAAGAGACAAAGAGUCUUCACUCUUUUGUCCACGGAAUAUGGAAGAACAUCCGUCACGCCGGAGCUAGGGGCUCGUGAAAACGAUGUAGAACGCCCGGGGUUCUAUGCUGCUCUUUGUUGAAGCGACCGAGCUUUUGGAAAGUUACCGAGAUCGGGAAUACAAAGCGGUUAAUUGACAGCUGAGGACCGGCAUUAUAUGAAAAAAACUAUGGAAGAUCGUAAAACAUUUAGUUAAAAUGCUGUUUUCAAAUGUAGACUAAUUGACGAAGCUGAUUAGAAGAGUUUUAAGGGGAGGUAGUAAAAAUGAAACUA
This is a messenger RNA of Dendronephthya gigantea, 2632 nucleotides long. RefSeq lists its product as uncharacterized. The record is from RefSeq and is a predicted model, not a curated record. The coding region runs from base 229 to 2388 and encodes 719 amino acids. Lineage: Eukaryota; Metazoa; Cnidaria; Anthozoa; Malacalcyonacea; Nephtheidae. The transcript is spliced from 4 exons.